Molecule: messenger RNA, 1199 nt
Organism: Drosophila arizonae
Lineage: Eukaryota; Metazoa; Arthropoda; Insecta; Diptera; Drosophilidae
Source: RefSeq, a predicted model, not a curated record
UUGUAGUAUAUCUUGAGACAUGUAUAGAACGUUUGGAAAUUGUGUGUGAAAAAAAAAGUAUAAUAGAAUAAAAUUAUUAUAGCCCUUUCCUAUUUCAACGAACUUGGACUUCAAAUCCCUGUCCGACCUCGCUGGAAUGGCAGACAACCCAAACAUGGCAAAUCGGAACAAAUCGCUGCAACUGAAGAAGUUUAAGCGCAUUGCCAGCAAAGCGCUACGCGUGGAACGUGAAAGAUGUGAGCUGGAAAUAAAGUUGAGCAACUCUAAGUCAAACAAAGUGAUUCGAGAUACACAACCGGAAAUGAAAGACCUACACUUGCUGCCGCCUGUGGCGGUAAAGCGGCCGUCGAGUAGAUUAAUGGCAAUGGGCAUGAGGCCAUGUUCACAGUCACAGCCGCCCAGUUUUCGAAAGAUGAUGAGCAUACCGCAUGGUGCUAGGAGUGAUGACCUGCCUGCCCGCAGGCUGGACAGAAAGCUAAUUGGUCGGCUUUCAGAUGAUAUUUUUCUACUUGGCCGCCGAUCGCAGGACGAUCAUCUCUAUCAUCAGCAACGCAUUCGCCGCACACAAGACGACCAGAUUUUUGCACGUCGUCCAACGGUGCAACAACACCGUUCCAAAGAUGACAAUAUAAUGCAUCGUCGCACGGCGAAGCAUUUGCAGGAGCAUGCCCACCAACAAGCUCGAGUAGCCACAGCAGCCGCGGCAGCAGCUGCUUCUACAGUGGUUGCCCAAAUCCGUAAAGAUGCCAUUGACGCCGUUGCACGUCAACAGGCUCCCUAUAUGCGCAUGGCAGCCCUUGCCAGUACCCGACCUAACUCGAGCAACCCUAAUCCUAAAGAGAGCGACCAACGCCGCCUAAUCCGCAAUUCGAAUUUACUGAGCUCGGCGCUCAGCAUUAUUCGUGAAAUGGAUCCAGCCUUUCUGGAGACACUCUGUUAUGCCAUUCAUGAUCAAGUCAGCAAGGAAGACCCACCGGAGUCUGAUUAAUUAACUUCAACGAUAUUAAGCUCCAUCCAUACAUACAUACAUAUAUCGAUAUAGUUUUUGUUGGUUUGCUUCCCUUUCGCCAAUUUAAAAAUUGAUUUGAUCAAUUUUAUGUUUUAGUUCCACAUUGCUAAACACUCAACUAAGGAAUCAAUCAAUUUUGUUUGAAGGCAAAUGAGGCGUUGCAAGGAAACUAUAAUAUGUAUAAAUGAUU